GCAAGAAGAAGUGGCCAAGAAGAACCUAGCAAAGCAUCGUCGAGCCUUCUUCAUCCAUGGAGCAGCACAAGGCGUCCGUCCUGCUCUGCCUCGUCGCCCUCGUCUACUGCGCCGGGCGCGGCGCGGACUGCAUGCGUGUGCUUCACGACUCCGACGCCGAGUUCGCCUUCGGCUCCAGGGCCGCCGCCUCAGCCGCAGCCGCAGCGGCGGGAAGCGACGCGUUCGCCUCGCCGCGGGACGCGACCUUCGAUGACUACGAGAACGAGAUCAGCCGGGUCGAGUUCGAGCCAGAGCACGGUAUCCCCGCGUCCUCGUCCUCCUCGUACGCCGCGGCGGCCGCGCCCAAUGCCGCGGCCGGGCCGGCACCGGGGCCGGUGAUGGCGACGGCGGGGAGCGACACCGCGGCGGCCGGGCGCGCGAGGGGGAGCAUGAAGUGGUGGCUGCCGCCUUCAACGAUGCCGACGUUCCCGCUGUUCCCGAACCCCGGCGGCGGGAUCCCCGGGUUGCCCGCGAUGCCGAUGCCGGGCGGCGGCGGGGGCGGCAUUCCCGGGUUGCCUGGCAUGCCGCUGCCGGGCGCGGGCGGCAUGCCGAUGCCGAUGAUGCCGUUGCCAGGAGGCAUGUUCAAGCCGAUCGGGUGGGGCGCGGGCGCGGCGCCGUCGCCGCCCGGCCAGGCGCAGCCCACGCCCCCCGCCGCCAGCGACACCUCCAGCUCCAGCUCCGGCUCCACCGCCAACGUCGACAACCCCAACCCCAGCGAGAACAACUGACCCAGAUGGUGUUCGAGUCCACCAUUUUUUACUGCUCCUUACUUUACUUAUAGCACGCACGUACGUAGAUCCACUGCCAGCACUUCGCUGCUGCUCGCCAUUCCUCCAGUCGACAUGUUUGUCUAGCGGCAGUACGUAUGAACAACGCUGCAUGAAAGCUUAUAUUUACUCCUGUAAAAGAUCCAGUUCCUGUUGGGCUUAAACUCUAAACGGCACAGUUAACUGCGCAACA
Messenger RNA from Brachypodium distachyon (stiff brome), 999 nucleotides. RefSeq names its product myosin IC heavy chain. Bases 57 to 767 code for a protein of 236 amino acids. NCBI's taxonomy places the organism in Eukaryota, Viridiplantae, Streptophyta, Magnoliopsida, Poales, Poaceae. The transcript has a single exon. The record is from RefSeq and is a predicted model, not a curated record.